Chelonus insularis is the source of this 636-nucleotide messenger RNA. RefSeq names its product rho GTPase-activating protein gacO-like. The transcript is spliced from 3 exons. Bases 77 to 472 code for a protein of 131 amino acids. The record is from RefSeq and is a predicted model, not a curated record. Lineage: Eukaryota; Metazoa; Arthropoda; Insecta; Hymenoptera; Braconidae.
AAAAACGAAAGAAUUGUAUUUCACUUAGUUUUAUUUUAACUUCAAAGUAGUCAGGUACACUAGAGAAAAGUUGAAAAUGAUUCUCGGUCUUUUUGUAUUCUUGGCAUCUAUUGCUGCAGGUUUGGCUCAGUAUUUUCCUGGCGUAGGAGCACCAAUGGUUGGUUAUGGACCACCGGGAGUUCGGGUUCCCGGAACUUUAUAUCCUGGGGGACCUAAUUAUUACCCUGGUGCUUUUCCACCCUCACCCCAGCCAUAUUCUGCUAUGGCAAUAGGUGCAGCUAGUGCUGGAGUUAAUGCCCCAAUGGCACCAGCUCCUUUACCCAUACCGAUAUCAGCAAGCGAAAAUGCCAAUGAAAAUGCUAAUACCAACGUUAACAUCAAUGCAGGCUCCUACAGAAGAAGCCUUCAUAUGCCUAGUAAAGAAAGUUCUGCUAACAGAAAUUCCAACUCUAACAACAAUAUAAAUGCAUAGAGCAAGAAACACGAAGGUGUACAUUCAAUUGCUGCUAAAUUUCAACCUUCACAAGUAGAAAUGAAUUGCUAUCUUUAGUUACUCGAAUAUCAAUGCUUUAUUUCUGUAAUAAUAUAUUAUUAUUAAAUUAAAUAAUACAUUUAAAAUUAUUGUGGAAAAUAAAA